UACAACUCGCAUGUUAUAAAAACACAGCAGUAGCAGCAGCGAAUGGUUAGAAAACAACAACAAUGAAACUACCAAAUACAAAUUUCCAAGAAUUUUGAAAAUUUAAGUGCUUCAUUAAAAUGCAACAUUAAACAUAAAAACUAAUAAAUUUUUAAUAAAAUCAACAAAUAACUGCUUAUAAUAUAAUAUUUGAGCGAAAAACUAAGAAAAGAACCAACAUUUGGGUAGAUAUUUGUAAAAAUACUUGGUAGUAAAAAUUCAAAUUCCAAGAAAAACAACACACUAAAAUUAAACGGAUUUCCUGGAAAAACAAAUUCAAACUCAACACAUACAUAAAGAAAAGCCACUUUAUAGGGGCUGCGUAAAGGACUUUAAUGGGCCAAAAGGCUUCGGAUAAAAGUAUUUUAUACAUAAAUAACAACAAAACGUGAUAAAAACACUUAAAUAUAAAUAAAUACAGAAAUGACUAAUAACAUUAAUGAGUACAUAAUGUUUAUAUUCGUAUUUUUACUGGCAACUGGCCUGUUAUCUGGCAAUAGACCAGUGUCAGCAAGUGCGAAUAGAAUGUAUAAUCAUCCAGGUGAGACAUUUCCCAUCACUGUAGAGGCAGCUAUCGCAACUGAUUUUAAUAUAACAUGUUAUAUGAACCCAAAAACGUUUCCGGGAAAAAAUUCAACCUGUUUGUAUUUCGUUAUUGGCCGGACAAAUGAAGAGUUACCGCGAGAGAAUAUCAGAACGGUAAAUGGUACUACCAUUAUAUACACGGUACGUAAUGCCAGUGAACAGCAGACAGAAUAUCGAUGCAAAUGUGGUCCUGAUGCCAUAAUGGAGACAAAAGUUUUCGUGGGUUCCCGACCUAGGCCAGUCAAAGACUUUUCAUGUCGUAGUUACGAUUUCGAUCAUAUGAUUUGCAAUUUCACCAAACCACCAAAUCCCAUACUGACCACAUACAAUGUUUCGUACUUUAACGAUUUCGCCAGUUACAUUUAUCAGCCUCAUUGCAAUUACGAUGAUCGAAAUCUAGUUGUUUGCAAUACAUCGCUAAGUGACCGUUAUCAGGAAAUGUACCAUUUUAUAAUAGAGUCUAGCAAUGCUCUUGUCAAACCGCACGAACAACCACUAAUUCAGCGUUUCGAUAUAAACAAUUUCGAAAUAAUGAUACCCGACAAACCGGGCGAGAAUAUGCGUGUUGAAAGUCUCACGGUGGACAGCAUUAAAGUGUCAUGGCAAAUGGCAACUUGGGAAAAAUAUCGUUCAAAAGGAUUGCAAUGGGAAAUUCUAUUGCAACCAGAAAACUCGACAAUUAUGCAGUGUGAGGCACCCGUACGAGAGCACAAUGAGUUGCGCUUGCGUCUGCAUAAUUUACCUUAUGCAUAUUGGCACUACAAAUUGAUGAUACGUGUUCGUGUCAGAAAUCCAAAUGCCACUUGGAGUGAACAGUUUGUGUAUACAUUUCGAACGGCAGCCCGUCGACCAGAGCGUCCACCACGAGUUCAGCCAGGCAGUUUUUAUAUUGACUCGUCGGAAACUCUCAUUACAGUAUAUUGGGAGGAACUAAUGCCACACGAAUAUAAUGGCGACAAUUUUACAUAUGCAAUAACAUCACUACAACCUAAUGGCAAAGUGACAGAUUUAAAGCCGUGGCACCAAGAAAAAAAUCUCGCCAAGUUUUUGUGGCAAAAAGAUUUAUAUUAUGAAUUUGAAAUACGAAGUAAAAAUCACAUAGGUGAGUCUGAGGAGGCCAGUCGUUUAAUUAUUUAUCCGACAAAUCAACGAAAUCCGAAAGAUUUUACCCCUCAAGCUAUACACAAUGUUUACCAUGGUAAUAAUCUGACAUACACCUUGACAUGGCUAAAACCUAAACAUUUAACGGGACUUGCAAGCUUUACGGUAUAUUGGUGUUACACCAAAAGAGCAUUGCGCAGCGAAUGCAAAGAAUCAAUGAAUUUUCAACAAAUACCUGCUGAACAGCUGAACUUCACUACACAAGCACAGAAUGCUUCGGAAGAACGUAAUCUUAACUUGGCAGUUUCUGCCAACUAUAACAAGUUCAAUACUGGUCUUCACUGGACCGACUGCUCCAUGGAUAUAGUUAAUAUUGAUUUAGUUAAAAUGGAUCCUGAAUUAGUAGUAUCAGCAAAUUCAAUUAAGGUUCAGUGGAGUGUUGAACGCGUGUGUCCCUCUAUUUUAGACGGCUUUAAUAUAACAUAUUGUGAAGUUGCAAAUAAUGUUACCGCCGAAAAUGCUACAUGUCUGCGUAAUAAGGCCAUUUCAAAAGUAGCCGACAAGUAUGAUAAAAAGUAUUUUAUAAAAGAAUUAAAGCCAUUCACCAUGUAUAAAGUAACGAUGUUUAUGUUCUGGCGCACUAAAAAAGGGAAGCCAAGUGAUCCUCAAAUUGUUCGUACUUUAGAGGGUGCUCCCUCGCCACCCCGACAAUUGCGCGUUGAAGGUAUAACCAACAUCAGUGCAACAAUUAGAUGGUUUGAACCCACUUAUCCGAAUGGUAAAAUACGCAAAUACAUCAUAAUGCUAAAUAAUGAUCAAAUUGAAGUGAAUGCUUCAACAUUAACGUAUCAUCUGAAGAAUUUGGAAAGUUUUACAGCAUACAAAGUGUAUGUGUUGGCGGAGACGGUUGAAAGGUCUGAAACGAGCAAUGAUGUCCAUUUCGUAACUGCAAUUGGUGUUCCAACACCACCCGGUAUUGGGCCUAAUAACAAUGUAAACAAUAUCAUGCAGUGGAACAAACCCGUAAUACCUCGUGGUUCUAUUGACUUUUACGAAGUUCGAGUGACAGAACUUGAAAAUGAUAACAUAUUAAGACACCGUACUAGUAUUAUUAUGGGAGCCACUGCUUGUUCGUUUAGUUAUACCUGUAUAGGAGCCAAAUACAAAACCAAAGUUGAUGUACGAGCCGUAAAUGCAGCACCGCGUACCGACAAACAAACAUUGAAUGUAUAUAGUUCUCAAAUCCGAGAUGACAUUUAUAAUGAGUACGACGACUUGGAAUGUAUGGCAACAGCUUCAAAGUCUCUCGAAUACACUGAGCACAUGAACAAAUAUAUGAAUGAUUCGAUGUAUGUGUUAUACAAAUCAGAUUGGCAAACUACCGCAAUCAAUUUGUGUUCACCAAGUCCUAUGAGUGAAAUAACAACAAUUGCUUUGGUCGUGGUUGCCAUGUCGUUGGGUGUUAUGGCAGCCUUGUAUAUGGCACGUAAGAAAUAUAAUAAAAUGGCGAAUAUUAAUUGUACCCUCCCAGCUGGUCUGGAAACGUACUUUACUAAGGAGGCCGGAGGUGGAUUUCCCGGUAAUUUUGGCGGUGGUAGUCAUUCUAUCAAAGAUACAAGAAUAGUUGAAGAUCAAUGGAUAAAUGUAGCCCGCAUGCAUGAUUUCAACUUUCGCAAUGAACAUCACCAUUUGUUGGCCUCUCUGGGCAACGAUUCAGGCUAUUUAGGUGGUGGUGGGGGCGUUAAUAAUAGUGGUGAUGCCCUUAACGAACACAUAUUGGGUUGCAGUUUAGAAACUGCAAAUAUUUCAGAAGUAAAUGUUCCGUGCAAUGAAGGUGCCGAGGAGUAUGAGAAAGGGCAGUUAAAAGAAAGUCUAAAUUCGGCUUCAACUUCGGCAGAUUCUUUGGUUGAAAGUACAGAAGGAUCUGAAUGCAACAACUUGGAUAUGGAGCGAUCACCACUUGCAAUAUUUCCAAAUAACAACGGCUAUAUUAAACAAUCAUUGUUACAGCCAUGGCAAACGUUCAACAAUCGGGAUGAUGAUGAUGACGACAGUUCGCAAUUACCAACAAUACCGGCUGCUACAAGUGGUUAUAUAACUGUUCAAAAUUUAAGUAAUGCCCUUGCAAAAGCAAAUAGCCAACAACCAACUAACUUUGUCCCCACCACUGGUGGCUAUGUAUUGCAGCAAGAUUUGCAAAAUUUGUUUAAUAAUAAAUCGCCUACUACAAAUACUUCGGAGCCAGUUGGAGAAAAUAUGCCACAAUUCAAUGGUGGUGGCUAUACUACCCUAGAGAGUCUAACUAAAUUAAAUUUGCACACAUCCUUAGCACCACAAAGUGAAAUAAAUCACCAUCAACAACAACAACAGCUACAUGAGGCCUCAAACAUAAAUCCACCUGAAAUUAUUGCUGAUUGUGUUGCUAGAGGCGAUGGCGAUGUUGCAAAACCCGGCGUUAUUUCCGGAUAUGUUACACAGCAUGAUUUGAACUUAUUUGCUCAACAUCAGCAUAAUCAUUGAAUUGAGCUAAGAAGAACUGAAUUUACUUUUUUAUAUGUUGUAUUAUGUAGUAUUACAAUUACGUUUUAACGAACAACUGCUAUAAAAUUACUGAAACUAAAAACAUAUGAGAGCUGGCUUCCCCUCACCAAUUACUAGUAUGUUUCAUGACAAAAUUACUUAGAAACAUGAUUGAAAAACCAACCAACCUAUUCAAUACGUCCAUAAUGUAAACAAAACUUCUCCGUAACUGCUGCAUGAAGUUGUAUUAUUUUUUCAUAAUUUAACAAACCACAAAUUAAUAAGAUAAAGUAUUUUAAUAUAAGUUCUUUAUUAUUAAUUAUUGCUCGUUUUGAGAUCAAAAUUUAUAAUUGUUAAGUCUAGUUCUAAGAUUGAUAAUAAUCAUGCAAACAAAUCUCACCAUUAUUUCUUUUCUAAACGCCCAUUUCUAUUGUGAUUUUCUAAACAUAUUUCUAAUUUAAGUUUUUAUUUUAGUUCAAUACUCAUCAUGUCGGUAUUCAUUUUAUGCGCAAUUUUCAUUAUCAUUGAUCAUGUUGAAUAUUUUUACUUUUUUUUUAAAUUAAUUUCACAAAAUAUGUGUGUAUGUACUUACUUAUUUUGGACAGAAACAAAAGUAAGACGUUAGUUUUUUAAGUGCGGCCUUACAUUUUUUGUAAAACAAAAUAAAUCUUACAUUGCUUUAUUAUUUUUGAAAUACAAGAAAUAUCGUAUAUUUUCAAAAACAAAAA
Calliphora vicina (urban bluebottle blowfly) is the source of this 4973-nucleotide messenger RNA. RefSeq names its product domeless (gene dome). The record is from RefSeq and is a predicted model, not a curated record. Gene Ontology annotation, molecular function: protein binding. The coding region runs from base 463 to 4245 and encodes 1260 amino acids. The transcript has 4 exons. Lineage: Eukaryota; Metazoa; Arthropoda; Insecta; Diptera; Calliphoridae.